Calidris pugnax (ruff) is the source of this 3107-nucleotide messenger RNA. Its product is annotated as claudin-15-like. The transcript is spliced from 7 exons. Lineage: Eukaryota; Metazoa; Chordata; Aves; Charadriiformes; Scolopacidae. Gene Ontology annotation, molecular function: structural molecule activity. Gene Ontology annotation, biological process: bicellular tight junction assembly; cell adhesion. The coding region runs from base 1698 to 2375 and encodes 225 amino acids. Gene Ontology annotation, cellular component: plasma membrane; bicellular tight junction. The record is from RefSeq and is a predicted model, not a curated record.
GUUCUAAUCAAUGCUCUGUCUCUGUUUUUCUAUGUAACAAAAUGAAAAAGAAGUAAAAGAGUUUUUUAACUUUCCAGUUUACUGAAAAAGUAAAAGUACUUUAACUUUCCAGACACUUUUAUCACUGAUUUUUGCUUCCAGAGACCUUAUCAGGAGCAAUUUGUUUGUUGAGCUGACUUAAAUAUUUUUCUUUGUUAACCCUUCCCAUCCUGUCUUGAAAAAACUGUGCUGUUUUUAGUGUUGUGAUAUUUUUGCUCCCCGGGGCUUUUUCUGGUCACAUUACAGCUCUUAGUUGUAUAUAGCCUAUGCAUGCAAUUUGCGAGGGAUGAUGCUCUGGCCUUUUUGUUUUUAUUUGGUUUUGGUUUGUGGUCAUUCUCCUUUGGGCAGUUGCAUAGCAUAUUUGCUAUUAGUUGUGCCGUACUCUCAAAUCUACAAACAGUGACAGCAUGUGGCAGCUGGUACCAUCAAAUCCUGGAGGGCAGGGUGUGCGUGGUACCAGUUGAAAGAGGAGAACAGAUGUGGUGUUGGUUGAAAUAACAAGCUGUUUGCUUUUGAAAGCUGCUCUUUUGCAGAUGUUCUCAGUUAGCGAACUCUUACCCUGUUGAAGCAAUGCAUUUCGGUGGUGUUACUUUUAUCCUUAAAACUACAAGAGUGGUAAAAAAUAAGCACCGCCAUUGCAUGAGGACUGCCAUCUUGUGCAUGUCUGGUGGCCCAGAGGGAGUAAGGUAUCAUCUGGACUGUCCCGUGGGUUUUGGGUGGUAGCAGCAGGGUCUGGAAGGGAUGAGUGAGAGUGGCUCCUUGGAGCAGAGGAAGACAAAGAGAGGAGGAGCGACAGCAGCAAAGUGGUUGCAGAGCUGUGCCUGCUGGACCUCCUUUGGCCAGGAGCCAGGGAGGUCUGUCCUGCCGCGGGGCAUGGCUGAAAUCACAAACAGUUCUGUUCAUGUGAUCCACUGGACAAGUUUCUGUCUGCACUGAUUACUGAUUGCAGGGCUUAAAUGCUGCUAAGGAAAUAUAAAGAAUAUAAAUAAAAUGAUUUUUUUUUUUUAAACAAGCAAACAGCCCCCUCCUUUUAUUUUUUUUUUAUUUUUUUUUUCUCCUUUUUUCUUUCACCGGCCCUUGUUUUACCUAUUAUUGACAUGCAUUUCAGGAGAGGCUCUGGGCCUCUCUGCUCCUGCCUUGUGUGACCUAUUGAUAUGUGGUAUCACCAGGCUCCCAACCCUCCCUGAGACCCCAGACCCACUCCCUGGCCCCUAAGGGUUCCAAUGCCAGCACUGUGUGCUUUGCUUUCUAAGUGGUAAAGUUUUCCUUUGCACGCUUGUCUUAAGGUCUGGAAAAUAAAACCCCUUUCUGUUGGUCCAUCAUGCACCAUACUAUCAAAGUUUAUUCUUUUUGCCACUUUACAUCUCCCUGUGUGCACCUUUCUAUUGAGGACUGCUCACCUACAGUGAGAAACUCAUGGAUGCUGUAUCAUCUGCAACAGAAAACAUGCUUAUUCCUUCACAAUGCGGGCUGCAUCCUAAAACAAAUCCUGUCUUCAGUUGUUUGCCUGCCCACCUCAAAUUCUGUGUCCAGUUUGGGGCCCCUCAGUACAAGAAAGACAUUGAGGUGCUGGAGAGGUUCCAGAGAAGGUCAAUGAAUGAGGUUUCUAAUAUCAGAAAUUUGGGGAGGUUUCUUUGAAAACUACUUCUGCUAGAAGAAUGGCGUCAUCCUCUCUACAAAUUUGUGCCUUGCUGCUGGCUUUAGCGGGAUUCACUAUUUCACUUGUUACUACCAUGUCCAACAGAUGGAAAAUUUCGGACGUGACAACGGUGCUCGUUACUACAGACUGGAUUUAUGAAGGUCUUUGGAUGGAAUGUGCAGUGGUUUCUUUGGGAUCAGUACAGUGCAAGAAGUUUCCCUACAUGUUGAGUUCAGAGAUUCACAUUCAGGCAUGCCGUGCUUUGAUGAUUACUUCCAUCCUUUUGGGAUUCCUAGCUGCAGUGAUCGCGCUGCUUGGUUUGAAGUGCACAAAGGUUGGGUUGAGCGAUGAAGAAGCAAAAAUGAAGUUUGCUGUCACAGGAGGAUUUCUUUUUAUUUUAGGAGGUCUCUGCUCCAUGGUGGCUGUUUCUUGGUACGCUGCGAUGGUUACGGCUCAAUUUUUUGACCCAUUGUUUGCUGGAACCAAGUAUGAACUAGGAGAUGCUCUGUACUUAGGCUGGGCUGGAUCUGUUCUUUACAUCGUUGGUGGGAUCUUACUGACCUGUUCAUGCAAAGGGAAGAAAAAGCAGGAUUACAGUUGCAACAAAUACGCAUAUUCAGCAGGGCAGGCAGCUCAGCAGCACCGCAUUUACACCAAAGACUCCGAGACAGUCAUAAGCAACAAGGAGUAUGUCUAAAGUUACCUUUUACGUCGCUUGUAACGUUAGUAGGUUAUGAACUCAAAUAAAGAAGUGAACUACUUCCAGGGAUCCAGUUCCAAGUUGCAAUUUUUCAUCUUAAUUUGGAGCAGUACACGGAGGAGGUAUGGUUUUCAAUGUAAAUAGGAAUGGUGUUCUGGGAAUGUUUUUCAAAUGUAAAUAGGUUUCUACUGAAAAUGCUGUGAUGUGAAAUCCAGUGGCAUGAAGGUUUUCUGCAUGCUGGAGAAGCCUGGUAAAAUUUAACCACAGCGUGCCUUGUAUUCUGACAAUCAAGAGCAACUGUUUCUAUUUCAGCUGACUCAGAAAUGCGGAACUGAUAUGCUGUAGCUGACUGCAAGCUAAUACGCCUCAGUUAGAAAUGUGUUGUGUUUUCAUUACUGUUUAGCUUCCUGCUUUUGUUUAGCAGCUUUAGCCUUUUACGGGAAAUAAACUUUAUUCCACAGGCUGACUGAAACAGAUUUUUUGAUGAGUGGUAUCCUGGCCAUUAAUAAGGAUAAAGUCUACGUACUGUGAGCUUGAAGUCUCCUGUUACACUGAAUGUCAUAUUAUGUAUGAUAGUCUAGAUUUAUGAAAGCUACAAAAAAUUCUUUAAUAACCACUCACCUCCAAAUCUGCAGAUGUGCAACAGAUUUCUUGUUGCUUGUAACGGAGCCAUCAAAGAUAAGUGAUACAGAAUGAACCAAAGCUGGGAAUGGAGAAAGUGCCUUGUGA